Suncus etruscus (white-toothed pygmy shrew) is the source of this 838-nucleotide messenger RNA. RefSeq names its product cofilin 1 (gene CFL1). Bases 157 to 657 code for a protein of 166 amino acids. The transcript has 4 exons. Gene Ontology annotation, cellular component: lamellipodium; actin cytoskeleton; cytoplasm. Gene Ontology annotation, molecular function: actin filament binding. Lineage: Eukaryota; Metazoa; Chordata; Mammalia; Eulipotyphla; Soricidae. Gene Ontology annotation, biological process: actin filament severing; actin filament fragmentation; cell motility. The record is from RefSeq and is a predicted model, not a curated record.
CCCGCCCCUCAUUGUGCGGCUCGUACUAAACGGAAGGGGACUGGAGAGGCCGCGCUCAGUCGGCUCCCGGCAGCAGCUGCGUACGGCGCGCUCGUCUCCUCCGCCUGCCGCCUUUGCUCUCGCUCUCUCCGCCGUCUCUCUCUCGCUUCCGGAAACAUGGCUUCCGGCGUGGCAGUCUCGGAUGGCGUCAUCAAGGUGUUCAAUGACAUGAAGGUGCGCAAGUCGUCCACGCCCGAGGAGGUGAAGAAGCGCAAGAAGGCCGUGCUCUUCUGCCUGAGCGAGGACAAAAAGAAUAUCAUCCUCGAGGAGGGCAAGGAGAUCCUGGUGGGCGACGUGGGCCAGACCGUGGACGACCCCUACGCCACCUUCGUCAAGAUGCUGCCUGACAAGGACUGCCGCUACGCGCUCUACGACGCCACCUACGAGACCAAGGAGAGCAAGAAGGAAGACCUGGUGUUCAUCUUCUGGGCCCCUGAGUGUGCGCCCCUGAAGAGCAAAAUGAUCUAUGCCAGCUCCAAGGAUGCCAUCAAGAAGAAGCUGACAGGAAUCAAGCACGAAUUACAAGCAAACUGCUACGAGGAAGUCAAGGAUCGCUGCACCCUGGCCGAGAAGCUGGGGGGCAGUGCCGUCAUUUCCCUGGAGGGCAAACCUUUGUGAGCCCCUCGGUCCCCUGCUCGGAGCAUCUGGCAGCCCUAGACCUGCCUGUGGCGGUUGCAGGCUGCCCCCUUCCUGCCAGACCGGAGGGGCUGGGGGGAUCCCAGCAGGGGGAGGGCAGUCCCAUCACCCAGUUGCCAAACAGUCCCCCCAGCCCCGGACCUUCCUCUUUCCCACCCCCCAC